Molecule: messenger RNA, 2190 nt
Organism: Scophthalmus maximus (turbot)
Lineage: Eukaryota; Metazoa; Chordata; Actinopteri; Pleuronectiformes; Scophthalmidae
Gene: abraa
Product: actin binding Rho activating protein a
Exons: 2
Coding region: 463-1542 (359 amino acids)
Biological process (GO): positive regulation of Rho protein signal transduction; positive regulation of transcription by RNA polymerase II
Cellular component (GO): sarcomere
Molecular function (GO): actin binding
Source: RefSeq, a predicted model, not a curated record
CAGAGGGGCUUCAGCAGCGGAUUAAAGCCAAAGCCCUCGCACUCUUCACACCGGCGGCUCACCCACUGACCGACUGACGAUCGGACGCCUCUGGAUGUUUCCUUUGUGACGAUCCAUCCCGGCGGCUAUAAAGACCCUGAGACGUGUGAACUUUUGUUCACGAUCGACUUGGACGUCUAACUUCCAUACGAGUCAGAAUCUGGAACCACAACAAGUUGAAUAUUUCAUUAAUAUUUCUUAUCGGUGGAACCGUUUUUGGAAGAUCCAAAGAGUUUUGAGACUUUGAAAACAUUCAGAGCCUUUUGCAUUGAGCUGCUUAUUUUUGUUGGACCUACAGUCGCAGGAAAACUCUAGAACGAUACACGUCACACUCUGCAAGGUCUUGUCAGAAUUUCUUUCUAAAUCACUGGAAACAAACAAUACAGAUUUCUGGGAAAAGGGCUCAUCUUGUAUCCUGUCACGAUGAGUAGCGGUGGGACCACCACAGUUUCCCCACACGAGCCUCAGGCUUUCAAACGGGCAGUUCGCAAGAUCAAAUGUGCCGCCAUGGUGGCCAACUUGGCCAAGAGCUGGCAGGGUUGGGCCACCGAGCACAACGACAAGCAGGAUUCUAUCCCUUGUGGCUGGAUGCCCUCAUCUGUGGAGGACGUAGACAAGAGAGAACGCAAGCACGUGGUCAAACUCACCGCCAACCAGCGCCUGAUCGCGGAGGACGCCUCCGACACCGGCGGGAGUAAGAUCAGGACCGGUUCCGUCACCAAGACCGUCCAGCCCAAACGCAGCGAGUGCAGCAGCAGCGACGUGGUCAACGCCAUCCGGGGCAAGAUGGAGUCCGGCCCCGGGGAGAGCAAGCCCUUCUUGGGCAACGAGUCGCCGACGCGGCGGCGCCAGAUGAGGGCGCUACAGAGCGCAGGCGCAGGAGGAGGAGGAGGAGGAGGGGCCGUCCAAGACAGGAAGCUGAUGCUGCAGGAGAAGAAGUUGGGUUCGAGGAGCAGCAGCCUGGACACGGAGGACAGCGGACUGGGAGAGGAGGCCGGGCUCAGCGACAACAGCGAAUCCAAGACCGAACAGGGCGACAUGCAGUCCAAGACCAACAGGCCCAAGAUCAAGAUCAACACUAUGGGCGACAUCAAAAGCCGCUGGCAGCAGUGGUCCGAGCAGCACGUGGAGGGCCAGAAGCUCAACCCCUUCAGCGAGGAGUUUGACCAGGAGUACGCCAUGACGCAGCGCCUGCGCAAGGGCGACUCCGGCUACGGUCGACCCAAGGACGGCUCCAGGACGGCGGAGAGGGGCGACCGGGCCCAGAAACACAUCCACAGGGAGAUGGAGGAGAUGGUGUGGAUUAUCAGGGACAUGGGCCUCCAGGACAGAGAGGGCAGGACCGCCAUCACCUUCGGCCGGCUGUUCGAUCGCUACGUGAAGAUCUCGGACAAGGUGGUGGGCAUCGUGCUGCGCUGCCGCAAACACAAGAUGCUGGACUUUGAGGGGGAAAUGCUGUGGAAAGGACAGGACGACGAUGUCAUCAUCACACUGAGGGACUGAAUCCAGAUGUGAUGAACACUCCUGCACGAGAAACAGCGGCAGCCAUGCUAGCAGACACAAUGCUACAUCUUGUGUGCAAGAAAAAAAAUGGCAGAAUAUUGGAAAGAGACAGAAAAAUAACAGAUUAUUGAUCAACGAGAAACUGCUGAUCACACACGGCUUCAAGGUUAAAGACAUUGAAAGGAAAUUAAAGUUAAAUCGGGAUAGAUGUAAUCGACACUCACACCAGACUCAUUAGUUCUUCUCAGAUAGCUCACAGGCCAAUCCGGUGAAGGGAAACUAUCUUUAGCAUGCUAACCAUGCUCGCCUUGCUAACUAUGCUACGCGCUACAAGCCUCGAGGAUCCGUCAGGUCAUCAGUCAUCGCUCGACAGCCCCGCUCAGACCAUUCUGUCUCAUAAAUGUCCAAAAGGACAACGUCUGUUUUGUCCUCUCGGAAGGAUUUACCUGAAAACAAGCUCGCAGGAUGUUAGCCUUGACACAGGACAUUGAGACUUUUGGCUCGGGACAAAAAACUGGACAAAACCGUCAAAACAAUAAUUAAAAAGCAAUGAGACCAAAGUUGUUUUUUGUCUCUUGCUCGCAGAGUUUAGAUAAGAUAAGAUAAGAUAAGAUAAGAUAUGCCUUUAUUCGUCCCACAAUGGGGAAA